Mirounga angustirostris (Northern elephant seal) is the source of this 1540-nucleotide messenger RNA. It is a transcript of the gene RNASEH2A, whose product is annotated as ribonuclease H2 subunit A. The coding region runs from base 281 to 1525 and encodes 414 amino acids. The transcript is spliced from 7 exons. The record is from RefSeq and is a predicted model, not a curated record. Gene Ontology annotation, molecular function: RNA binding; RNA-DNA hybrid ribonuclease activity. Gene Ontology annotation, biological process: DNA replication, removal of RNA primer; mismatch repair. NCBI's taxonomy places the organism in Eukaryota, Metazoa, Chordata, Mammalia, Carnivora, Phocidae. Gene Ontology annotation, cellular component: ribonuclease H2 complex.
CAGGGACGCCGGGGCGGAGCUUGGAAAGCGACCCCGCCCACCCCGUGUCCCCAAGGAAGAGCUCGGCGGUCGGCCUUGGGAACUACAAUUCCCAGGAAGCCGUACGGCAGGAGCUUCGGUGGCGCCUGCGCAAACGUCAACGGCGGCAGGAGCGUCGGGGGAGUGUCCUGGGCACCGAUUGGUCGGGAGUGAGAGCCGUUUCGGGACCCGCGGAAAACGCGCGCCUGCACCUGAGCCUGCAGACCUCGUUCUUGCUGCUGGUGGCGGCUGCAGAGGCGGCAUGGAUCUUGGCGAGCUGGACGGAGACAGUACGGGCCGCUGUCGCCUGAACUCGCCUGUGCCCGCGGUGUGCCGCAAGGAGCCCUGCGUCCUGGGCGUCGAUGAAGCGGGCCGGGGCCCGGUGCUGGGCCCCAUGGUCUACGCCAUCUGUUAUUGCCCCCUCUCACGCCUGGCACAUCUGGAGGCCCUGAAAGUGGCAGACUCAAAGACCCUAUCGGAGAGCGAGCGGGACAGGCUCUUUGUGAAAAUGGAGGAGGACAGGGACUUUGUGGGCUGGGCAUUGGACGUGCUGUCUCCAAACCUCAUCUCUACCAGCAUGCUUGGGCGGGUCAAGUACAACCUGAAUUCCCUAUCCCAUGAUACAGCCACUGGGCUGGUGCAAUAUGCCUUGGAUCAGGGUGUGAAAGUUGCCCAGGUAUUUGUGGACACUGUGGGGCCACCAGAGACUUACCAGGCGCGGCUGCAGGAGCAGUUUCCCGGCAUUGAGGUGACAGUCAAGGCCAAGGCAGAUGCCCUCUACCCUGUGGUCAGCGCUGCCAGUAUCUGUGCCAAGGUGGCCCGUGACCAGGCUGUAAAGAACUGGCACUUUGUGGAAAAACUGCAGGACCUGGAUGCUGAUUAUGGCUCUGGUUACCCCAAUGAUCCCAAGACAAAAGCGUGGUUGAGGAAGCACGUGGAGCCUGUGUUCGGCUUCCCCCAGUUUGUCCGGUUCAGCUGGCGCACGGCCCAGAGCAUCCUGGAGAAGGAGGCAGAAGGUGUUCUGUGGUGGGUGUCCUGGAGGUGCUGUGAGGAAAGAGGGAAGGAGGCCAGGGCUCAGCCCUCCCUGGGAAUACCUCCCCCCCAACACACCGAAGUGGCCAGUAUCACCACCUCUCCCACAGGGAGGACUCGCCGACAGGGGAUCAGGAGGGAUCUGGGAGGAUCAUGUCCUACUUCAGCAAAGGCCCCCGAACCCACCCCCACCUCCCGCACCGGUACUUCCAGGAGCGAGGCCUGGAGUCAGCCACCACCUUCUAGGAGCCAGCCUGUUCUCCCUUUAUGUGCCUCCCUCACCCCCCCCCCCCGCCCCCCUUUUGUGAUUAAAAGUUGUUUACUGAAAGCUAAGCAUUUGGUUGUACUUUGCGGUGGAAGCAGGUUGGGAGGGUGCUCUGCAGCUGGACCCAGCUACAGACUUUCCGAACCGAAACAGGAUGGGCCCUGGCUGAUUUUAUUUUAUUUUAUAUUUUUAUUUGAUUUCACUUUUUAAAGAUUUAUUUAUUUA